AUGAACCGCGAAGCCAACACCGUCGAUGCGCCUACCUCUACGGAGUACGCCCAAGUCGAUGGGAAGCCACGCCGCCUCGUCUGUUGCUUGCCGGUGAAACGUCACUUCAACUCACUCUUUGCUCUCUUCUGGAACUUCAACCUCUCACUCGCUUGCACUCUAUCAAUCAUCCUUCAUCCGCCAGCUCGUAUAUUCUUGGGCCCCUUCUCCGUGAUCUAUCUCCAGUUCUACCUCUUCCUCAACCUUGCGGCACUUUCGGCCCAGGGGGGGUUUUCUCCGCACUUCAAAUCGUCAUCGCUUGUGAUCGCACACAGUAAACACCACAGAAUCCAGAGACUUUGCGACUCGGCGGGCGCGCAUCGCCAUUCAACGCGGACUGAUAGCCUGUCAUUGACCCUGUCGCGAAUAUCGCAUUGGUCUUCUUCACUUCGGCAACUCGCGAAAGGAUCCGCGAAGCAUCUAAGAAGAUCCCAGCCAGCCCACUUGCUCAGCUCAGCGGCGAAAAAGUCCGCCGUGUGGGCGCAUCUCUACGCAAGCCCGAUCUCCGAAUUUGAGAGGGGGAACAGGACUUCCAAACCAAAAGAGUCGUUGACCCCCGCGCGCGCACGCAGGUUCGCGCCUUCAUCGGCCACCCCCAGACAACGUCGUUCAGGAUAA
Molecule: messenger RNA, 657 nt
Organism: Colletotrichum lupini
Lineage: Eukaryota; Fungi; Ascomycota; Sordariomycetes; Glomerellales; Glomerellaceae
Exons: 3
Coding region: 1-657 (218 amino acids)
Source: RefSeq, a predicted model, not a curated record